This is a messenger RNA of Medicago truncatula (barrel medic), 2643 nucleotides long. RefSeq names its product putative disease resistance protein RGA3. The transcript has a single exon. NCBI's taxonomy places the organism in Eukaryota, Viridiplantae, Streptophyta, Magnoliopsida, Fabales, Fabaceae. Gene Ontology annotation, molecular function: ADP binding. The record is from RefSeq and is a predicted model, not a curated record. The coding region runs from base 40 to 2643 and encodes 867 amino acids.
UAGAUCCCAACUCCACUAUUUUACUCUUUCAUAAUUAUCAUGAUUGAAUCAUUUAUCUUCGAUAUUGUUGAUUCACUUCUAGGCAAGCUUGCUUCGUAUGCUUAUGAACAAGCUUCUCCAGUCUAUAGUCUCUAUGAAGAUCUGCGAAGUAUCAAAGACACUUUGUCCAUUGUUAAAGGUAUGUUGUUAGACGCAGAGGAGACAAAAAUCCAAUAUCAUGGGUUCCAUGAAUGGCGGAGGCAGAUACAAAAUAUCUGCUAUGAUGCUGAAGAUGUAUUGGAAAAAUUUGAGCUCCAACACAAGCGAAAGCAAGUUCUCAAAGCUUCGUGUAGUAAUAGAAUGAAGGUACGCCACUUCUUCUGUUCCUCCAAUUCACUUGCUUUUCGUCUUAGGAUGGCAAAACAAAUUAAAGAUAUUAGGGAUAGAUUGGAUAAGGUAGCAACCGAUGGGACUAAGUUUGGACUUGCAACUAUUAAUGUUGAUCCCAGACUCAUUGUGCAAAAGAGGGAAAUGACUUAUCCUGAUGUUGAUGCUUUGAGUGUAAUAGGAAGAGAGAGUGAUAGGGAAGAGAUUAUCAAGCUUUUGAUGCAAGCACAUCCUCAUGGUGAUGGUGAUGGUGAUAAAAGUCUAUCUGUUAUUCCCAUGGUGGGAAUUGGUGGCUUGGGGAAGACCACAUUGGCAAAGCUUGUUUUCAAUGAUAAGAGAAUAGAUGAACUCUUUCAAUUGAAGAUGUGGGUGUGUGUCUCUGAUAAUUUUGACAUCAGGCAAAUAAUCAUUAAAAUCAUCAACUCUGCCGUUAAUUCAGCUUCUGCUCAUAUGAGUGGCCUUGCACUCCAAGAAAACAUCAUCAACUUAGAUAUUGUGCAACUAGUAAGUCUUCUGAAACAAACACUUUCAAGUCAAAAGUUUUUACUUGUGUUAGAUGAUGUAUGGAAUGAUGAUCGUGCAAAGUGGAUCGAGUUGAAAGAUUUGAUAAAAGUUGGCACAAGAGGAAGCAAAAUUAUGGUGACAACACGUAAUAACUCAAUUGCUUCGAUGAUGGGUAAUGUUCCCUCAUAUGUUUUGCAAGGUCUUUCUUUGAAGGAUUGUUUAUCUCUAUUUGUCAAAUGGGCAUUCAAGGAAGGCGAAGAAGAAAAAUAUCCAAAUCUAGUAGAGAUAGGAAAAGAGAUUGUGAAAAAAUGCCAAGGGGUUCCACUAGCUGUUAGAACAUUAGGAAGUUCCCUAUUCUCAAAAUUUGAUUUAAAUACAUGGAUAUUUGUAAGAGAUUCUGAGCUGUGGAAUUUAAAACAGCAAAAAGAUGAUAUUUUACCUGCACUAAAAUUGAGCUAUGACCAAAUGCCAUCCUAUUUAAGGCAAUGCUUUGCUUAUUUCUCCCUUUAUCCUAAAGAUAUUACUUUCUGUAGUUUGGAUAUUAUUGCUCUUUGGGUAGCCCUUGGAUUAGUUCAACCCCGGAACGGAAGUGAAAAACUAGAGGAUAUUGCAAGAGAAUAUAUUGAUGAGUUAAAUUCACGUUCAUUUCUUCAGGAUUUCGAAGACAAUGGCUGGAUUUGUGUAUUCAAAGUACAUGAUUUGGUACAUGAUCUUUCAUUGUAUGUUGCUAAAGCGGAGUUUCUAGUGGUAGACUCACAUAUUCAAAAUAUACCUGAGCAAGUGCGACAUUUAUCAAUUGUUGAAAAUGAUUCACUUGGCCAUACUUUAUUCCCCAAGUCAAGAAAUGUGAGAAGUAUAUUGUUUCCUAUUGAUGGAGUGGGUCUUGAUAGUGAAUCUCUUUUGUAUAAAUGGAUAUCAAGAUACAAAUUCUUGCGGCUUUUGAAUUUAAGAUAUUCUUCGUUUGAGUAUCUACCAAAUUCAAUUGCUAAAUUAGAGCACAUGUGUUUUCUUGAUCUUUCUUAUAGCAAAAAAAUCAAAAGACUUCCCAAUUCAAUUUGCAAACUCCUAAAUUUGCAAGUUUUGCUUUUGACCGGAUGCACAGAGCUUGAAGAAAUGCCUAAAGGAUUAGGGAAGUUGAUUAGCCUACGGCAACUAAUGAUAACGACAAAACAAUCUGUCCUUUUAGAUAAUGAAUUUGCAAGCUUGAACAAUCUUCAUACUUUGGGUUUUCAUUUUUGUGACAAUUUGAAGUAUUUAUUCAGCAGGGAACAAACACAAUUCACUUCCCUUGAAACAUUGGCUCUUCACUCAUGUAAGAGCUUUGACUCCUUGACUCUUGAUAAUUUUCCUAAAUUACAAAAUCUAUUCAUUAGAGGUUGUGAAAAAUUAAACUUGUCGUUGAAGAACGACAGUGCAAUCCAAAGGUUGAAGAUGAAACAUUUGUAUAUUUGGGAAUUUCCAAGUUUUCUAACAUUGCCUCGAUGGGUUUUAAGUGUUGCAGACAUUUUAGAGACCUUAGUAAUUUAUAAUUUUCCAAAUCUUGAGAUGCUUCCUGAGUGUCUAACAACAAUGUCUCAUCUUAAAAGGCUCCAUAUUGGUAAUUGUCCUAAUCUGUUGAAUCUUCCAAGUGACAUGCUUCGACUCACUACCAUCGAAAAAUUGUACAUAGAAGGCUGUCCUGAAUUGUGUAGAAAAUGUCAGCCACAAGCCGGUGAGUACUGGCCUAUGAUUGCACACAUCAAGCAUGUUUUCAUUCAAGAACCAAGAGGAUAG